Molecule: messenger RNA, 10977 nt
Organism: Chelonia mydas (Green sea turtle)
Lineage: Eukaryota; Metazoa; Chordata; Testudines; Cheloniidae
Gene: CD44
Product: CD44 molecule (Indian blood group)
Exons: 21
Coding region: 143-3346 (1067 amino acids)
Biological process (GO): positive regulation of ERK1 and ERK2 cascade; inflammatory response; cell adhesion
Cellular component (GO): basolateral plasma membrane; plasma membrane; macrophage migration inhibitory factor receptor complex
Molecular function (GO): hyaluronic acid binding; cytokine receptor activity
Source: RefSeq, a predicted model, not a curated record
UAGAAGGGCGUUUGUAAAGUGUCCUUGACAAUAAAUUUGAAUAUCUGAAGCCAUUGCGGUUUUUGCUCUGUAUUGGUCUAACUCGUGUUCGGGAGAACUGAGGCAAAGCAGCAACACAGACUGAGAGCUGAGGAGGCUGAACAUGAAGAGAGGCCACGAAUUCAAUGGGCCAUGGAGACUGAGCUGUACCCUCAUACUUACUGCAGUGGUGGUCUCUCCAGAUCAGAACAGAGGCAUGUUGCCAAAAGAAUUUAAUAUAAGUUGCAGAUAUGCAGGGGUUUUCCAUGUUGAGAAAAAUCGUCGCUACAAUCUCACACGAAGUGAGGCAGUUGAACUCUGCAGAGCUCUCAAUAGUACCCUGCCAACAAUGGAACAGAUGAAGAAAGCUCAUGAAUUAGGAUUUGAAACUUGCAGGUAUGGUUACAUAGAAGACAAGAUUGUAAUCCCACGAAUCAAGCCAUAUUUUCUUUGUGCAGCAAAUAACACUGGAAUUUACAUACUCACUUCAAAUAUAACAGACCGGUAUGACACAUAUUGUUAUAAUGCAUCAGAAACUAGGGAUAUGGCAUGUGAACCAAUCACAAAACUAAAUGAUUCUUGGCAUGAUAAUCAAAGCCGAAUAGUCAUAGAUAAUGCGGAUGGCUCACGUUACGCUGAUGGUGUGAAACAGCCUGACCCAACUCCAGUUACAGAUGAUAAUCAUGUGGGUAGUGGUUCAACACAUGACGGAGAUACAACAAACCCCACCAUCAUCAGAAUUCACACGUCUGGUGCCCCAUAUUAUGAAGAUAUAACCCCAGAUGCACUGUCAACAGAUUAUUCUUCUGUGUCGGGCAGAAAGGAAUAUCAUUCCACAAGUACCAAUGAUAUUGCAAUACCUUUCGAUGACAAGCCGGGUGAAGAUUCAACCAUGAUGUCACUGAUAACUGAUGGUGUUCCUGGAAAAGACAGUGAUCAUCCUAGCAAAGGACAGCAUCCCACAAGUACUAAUCUCAGCUCACAUGAUGAUGGUGCAGAUGGUGAAGACUCAACACAGGAUCCGUUAAUACCAGUAAUUUCCCUCGGAGGGGACAACAGUGAUGACAAGGAACAGCACCCUCCAAGUAGCACUGUGAACCCGGAUCAUGGUGCACAUGAGGAAUCCUCCAGCCAACAUGAGGGGAAUCCGUCCCCUGACAUUUGGUGGUGGUCCAAUACAGAUUACAAGGAGCAGCAUCCAACCACAGCAACUAAGGAUGAGGAUUCACAAGAAAUUGAAACAGAUGAUGAAGAUUCACUGCAAGAUCCAUUACACUCUGGAUGGGACACAAAUGAUGACACGGAACAGCACCCUCCAGUUACCACUAAGGAUGUGGAUUCCCAUGGUGAUCCCAAGCGUAUAGAAUCAACCCAAGAGCCUUUGUUGCAUAAUGUUUACCAUGGAGGGGACAAAGAUGAGGACAAGUAUCCCACAAACACUACUGUGGAUAGUGUGAAGCCUGAACUUUUCCCUGCAAAGGAAAGAGAUCAUUCUUCUUCAAGUGAGAUGGUGAAUAAUGAAAUAGGACUCAACACAUAUACUCCUACAGCAGUUGUGGUCUCCAAUGAAGGUUCCAAAAAUGAAGAUGCAACCCAAGAUCCUUUCUUGCAUAAUGUUUAUCUUGGAGGGGACAAAGAUGAGGACAAAUAUGCCACAAACACUACUGUGGAUAGUGUGAAGCCUGAACUUUUCCCUGCAAUGGAAAGAGAUCAUUCUUCUUCAAGUGUGACAGUGAAUAAUGAAAUAGGACACAACACAUAUACUUCUACAGCAGUUGUGGUCUCCAAUGAAGGUGCCAAAAAUGAAGAUGCAACCCAAGAUCCUUUCUUGCAUAAUGUUUAUCUUGGAGGGGACAAAGAUGAGGACAAAUAUGCCACAAACACUACUGAGGAUAGUGUGAAGCCUGAACUUUUCCCUGCAAUGGAAAGAGAUCAUUCUUCUUCAAGUGUGACGGUGAAUAAUGAAAUAGAACACAACACAUAUACUCCUACAGCAGUUGUGGUCUCCAAUGAAGGUGCCAAAAAUGAAGAUGCAACCCAAGAUCCUUUCUUGCAUAAUGUUUAUCUUGGAGGGGCCAAAGAUGAGGACAAAUAUGCUACAAACACUACUGUGGAUAGUGUGAAGCCUGAAGUUUUCCCUUCAAUGGAAAGAGAUCAUUCUUCUUCAAGUGUGACGGUGAAUAAUGAAAUAGGACGCAACACAUAUACUCCUACAGCAGUUGUGGUCUCCAAUGAAGGUGCCAAAAAUGAAGACCUGACCCAAGAUCCACUGCUGAAUGGGGCUCAUUCUGGAUGGAGCGAUAAAGUCAAGUAUUCCACAAAUGCUACUAGAGAUGAUGUAUUACCUGGAGUUAUUCCUUCACGUGGAAGUGAACAUUCAACUACAGCUGUGGUCUCCAAUGGCGGGACCAAACAUGAAGACUCAACCCAAGAUCCACUACUGCGUACUGUUCAUCCUGGUUGGGGCAAUGCAGACAAGUAUCCCACGAAUGUCACUAGGGAUGAUGUGCUGCAUGGAAUUAUUCCUCCAAGUGAAAAUGAUCAGGAAAAGGAAUCUUCUCAUACAGCUGUGGUCUCCAGUGAUGGUGCCACACAUGAAGGCUCAACCCAAGAUCCAUUGUUGCACAGUGUUCAUCCUGGCUGGGGCAAUGAAGACAAGUAUCUCACAGCUACCUCUAGGGAUGAUGUGCUACCUGGAAUCAUUCCUCUAAGUGAAACUGAACAUAAAAAUGAAUCUUCUCAUACAGCAGUGGUCUCCAAUGAUGGUAUCAAACAUGAAGACUCAACUAAAGAUCCACUGGCACCAAGCAUUCAACCUGGAGGGGAUAAUGAAGACAAAUAUCCCACAAACAAUCCCAUUGAUAAUUUGAUACCUGGAGUUUUUUCUGACAUUGAAAGUGGAGAUGGCAGAGGACCAGCUUCUACAGCCACCAGUUUUAUAACUAACAAACACGGUGGCAGAAGAGCAAAUCCAUCUGGACAAGUCACAUCACCAAAAAUAGAUUCACAGCCAAGAUCAGCCCAAGUACCAGAAUGGUUGAUCAUAGUGGCUUCUCUUCUGGCACUGACAUUGAUUCUGGCAGUCUGCAUUGCUGUCAACAGUCGGAGAAGAUGUGGGCAGAAGAAGAAGCUAGUGAUUAACAAUGGCAAAGGGUCAGUGUCAGACAAGAAGAUGGGUGGACUGAAUGGAGAAGCCAGCAAAUCUCAAGAAAUGGUGCACUUGGUACAUAAAGAACAGCCAGAUAAUCGAACAGGACCAUGUGAUGAAUUCCUGACCACAGAUGAAACGCAAAAUCAGCAAGAAGCUAACAUGAAGACUGGGAUGUAGUAGUGUUGGGCCAUCUUGUAGAUCAAGAGUUGGGGAAAUCAAAAUCACAUGGAACUGGGCCUGGAACUCACAGAUGCAAUGUGCUACUGAUGUCUUUUGAGCAUAAUUAAGCGUACAUUUUAUUCUUCUUUUUAAUAUUUUUAAAAGUCAGGUCCAAAUUUUUAAAAAUUGACAUUGCUUUCUGAUAUAAGUGCCUGAGACUUGCAUAAAUUUGGCAGUUCCCAUUUCCUACCUGGAAGACACUUAUAUGUGAGGAGGGCUGCUAGUUGAAAUCAUAUUUUCUCCAGUUGCAGCACCUUCACUAAGUGGAAAUACAGAAAUAUCUAGUCACUCCAUCUCAAAGGCAUUUAUGGUAAUAAAUGUCUAGAGAAAAACAGAGUUAAAGAAAAAAAGGGCUUUGGUAGAGUCUGUAUUACACCAGAAUCUUUUAAAAUCACCUUCCAGCCCUGAGAAGUUUGUCAGGUGCAUUCAGGAUCUGCAGGUAUAGGCAAACUGUGACAUUUUAGAAUGAUUACAACUAGGGUUACAAUGAGAGAACCCCAAAAGGACAAAACUAUUUAUCUCUAUUUUUUUAAAUGCCCAUGGAUAUAUAAUGCCAAUAAUUUUUAUUGGAGUGAGUGGGAAAAGACACGAAAACUUGAGCUGAUACAUAAUAAAUGUCUGUUCUUUAUUAUCUUAACAAUCUGUGCAGUUAUCCUUCAGUUUCAAAACUGUCUGUUGCUGUUCCCCAAUCAAUCAUAUUUUGAGUAAGUUCCCUAGUGAACUUUGUUAGUUAAGUUGACAAAUAAAUGCAGUGACCACAACUCAAACACGUAUUUCAAAACCUAGCAGUAGGAAAUGAUCAAACAAGAUGGCAAUAUUUUGUUUCUUGCAGAAUAGGGCUCUAUCUAUCCCUGCUCUCAGAUAUUAUCGUAAGAUGUUGAGCUUAGCACAACCUGUUUUUCCCUAUACUUGUUGCAUGUUACAUUAUCUUGCUGAUAUUUUAACAGUCAAAUUAAAAUUAUGUGAUGUUCUCUUUUGGAUUCCAUUUCAUCCAUCUUUUUGUUUAAACUGUGCUUCUUAAAAAUGCCAAGAGAAAUAUUGUUCACUUGUUGAAACAAGAAGUUUGAAUAGUUUUCUUUGAUCUUUAUAUAGUUUUCCAACAACAUAAAAUAGCUGCAGCUGCAUUGCCUCAUGUUUCCCUCCCCUUUGUACACCCCAUUUAUGUAAAGUAUCUGUGUAAACUAAGAUGGCGUGCAGUAAGGUACACUGAAUUGAUUGUACAUAUUAUCAGCAAGAAAUUGAAUUACCAACAAUAGUCUAUCCAACUUCACUUUAAGGAAAAAUCUAAGUAAAAACAAUUCAUUAUGUAAUUAUAAUCAAUGAGGACCCUAUGCACCAGGGGAUGGGAAUUGUUAAAUGGUUAGUCAGUUAAGCAAAAUAGUCCCAUUCACUGACCAUGGAUCCUUAAUGAACUGAGACGAGUCCGCUAAAGUCAUUUAUUUUAAUUUCAUUUUUAAAGAAACUUCAGCAGUUAAAAUUUCAGCUAGAAUUGUCUAAUAUUGUGCUUUAUUCAUACCACUAUGCAUGAGAUUGCUGAGGUUGUGUUUCUCAAUGUAGAUCUUUAGCAGCUCACCAUAAGUGUUUGUUUUAAUGACAUACUGUAACAUGGUAAGUUUUCUCAGGCAGAUUGACAUAGGUGAAAUUCACCCUUGUGCAAGAGGGCCAGCAAAGCAUGACUUAUUUUGACUGCUUAAGUGGCAUAUGUGCUGGCCCACUGAACAGGGAUGUUUCACACAUAGAAAGUCACACGUUCGUGGGCUGAAUAUGAUCAUACGCUUUGAAGUCAAUGGAGUUAUACCUGUUUACAUCAUCAGUAAAUAUGGUCCAAUGUCAACAUUCUCAUCCUGUCAUGAACAUACAUAACUCAGUUAUGCUGUGGGAGAUCUGUUUCCUUCAGGCAUUUUUCAUUCCUGAAGUAGUUUUUGACAGUGUUUUCCAUCAGCCAUUGUAAAUCAGAAUGGUUGGUCUCUUGAAGGAUGCAUUGAAGUGGGCACUGUGCAUAAAAUUUGAUCAAAGCAGAGGUUCAGAACAAGGCCUCUUCACCUCUUGAGUCCUAGCUGAACAUAGGGUCUCUGAAAAGACCUCUUUAAGUACAGGCUUUGGCAUGUUACACAUUAGAAUUCUUACUCUAAACAGGAGUAUACCUAUUCAGAUAUUUAAUGGGGAAAUCUGCCAUCUCCUUCCCAGUAUUCUCCUCCUGAAUACUCAAUUUCAGUAUCUAGUAUGGCAAGGACAUCAUGACUUGACUGCUUUGGAGGGGUUUUUGAUUUUGUUUUUGUUUUUUGAUAGGGUGGCAUGCAAUCUCUCCUACAGAAGCCGUGCCAUUAUUUUAUAUAUGCAAAAGUGAUUCUAUAUUAGAUGUCGUGCCACAUGUGUAAUUAAUUUGCAUUAUAGUUUCAUGCAUAUAGCAAUCGUUUGUACUGAGGUGGGGUUUUAUUGUUUGGGGACUUUAUUUGUUUAUUACAGAGCACCCUUGGUAUAUUUGUAUAUUUAUUAACAGAUUAAUUAGAAGGAAGAAAGAAUCAUCUCUAAAUUGUAACCAGAAACCUGGGGGGAAAAGUAAAUUGUAAAUUGAGCUUCCAAAAAUAAAUUUAAUCUAAAUUAAGGGAAAAGAUAAGACUGGUAUUAUUAUUAGCUAGGGGUUUUUUUGUUUUUUGCUUUGCCCCAAUGAGCCACAGAUCUAUUUACCUGGUUGUAAACACUAGGCUACACCCAGCAGAAACUCCUUGUACUCUUGCAUGCUUUACUAACAUUGUGUGUGGGGUUUCCAAGCAUUCAUUCGUCUGGGGGGAAAAAGUCAGGUUGGCAGUUUGAAAUGGGUGGUUUGGCUUCUCUAGAAAUUGGAUGAUGAGUCUAAUUCUCAUCUCACCUAGAGCUGAAUCCUGUAAGAUACUGACCUCCCAUUGAAGUCAGUGGCAAUUGAGGGGGCUCAGCACCUAACGGAAUCAAGCCCUUACAUCUUUGUCUCACCAGUGAAAUUCCACUAACUUAGACAGAUUUGGUGUGUGCAUGGACCUGAUAUUUUUUGCUGGCUCUACUUAAUUUUGCAGUGGGACAGGUUUAACUCAGAAAAAGCAAGGGUAGGGCAGCCUUGUAAGCAGCAUAUGGUGUUAAAUUACCUCAGACAAUGUUGAAAAUAAGAAAUAUAGCCAAUACUUGAAUUUACAUGGAAAUAUCUAAAGCACCGAGUGUAUUAAGAGUGAGACGUGGCUGUAAUCUCUCUCUUUCUGAUCAAUGACUUCACCCCUGUUUUCUGGAUGAUUUAUAAAGAAUGGUUUAUUGAAGCAGAGAAGUGAGAAGGGUUACAUUAUGUUAAAAAGCUUUAUGGCAAGGGAGUGUUUUAAUAUUUUCCACAAAGUCAGUGGGAAUUGGAAUUCCAGUAUGAUAUUUCUAUGGUUUUUUCUGGCAUCUCAGGGAUGUUUUGUGUGUGUAAUUUGACAGUAACACGAACCUACCCCUGUAUUAAGUAGUUUGGAAGGAUUUAGCAUGCUGAUGGAGACUUCCAAGGAGAUCAUUACCAGGGCCCUGAUUACUAGAGAGUAAUGGAGCUGUGCAGAGACAGAGUCUUGCCCCUUGGUUAGGGGAGUGCCUAAUUAGCCUUUCUAUGGCUCCAGGAAAGUACCUAUUUCCCUCUCAGAAUUAGCUGUUGGACCCAGGAGACUUAGGACUUGUCUACACUUACCGGGGAUCAAUGCUGUGGCGUUCGUAGUGAAGACCCGUUAAAUCGACCGCAGAUUGCUCUCCCAUUGAUGCCAGUACUCCAUCGGAAGAAGAAGAGUAAGGGGAAUCGACGGGACAGCAUCUCCUGUCGACAUAGUGUAGUGUGGACCCAGCGGUAUCUAAAGCUAUGUCGACUUGAGUUACACUACUAACAUAACUCAUUGCGUAGCUUAGAUCAUCUUUCCCCCAUAGUGUAGACAGCCUCAAAGAACUUAAUUGAGCCAGCAGUUGUGGGGACUAUUUUGAUUUAGAUUGGCUUCUUGGAGGAAGUUAUUCAAUAUUGCAGCCAAAAGCUUUUACUUCAUCUUAGUAAGCUACUCAUCGCUCCUACUACUCUAGUUGAAGGCGAUUAGGUUGAAUUAGAUUUGAUACUUUAUAUUUAUCUAAAUAUAGACACAGGAGAUAGAUCUGGAUACUGAUUAGCUUUCUGAUGUAGGGAAGAAGAUGUUGAAACCUGAAGUUGCCCGGGGUGAAAUCAUGCCUCCAUUGAAGUCAGUGACAAGUCUCCCAUUCACUUUAAUGGAGUAAGGUGUUUUGGGGAACAGAGCUUAACAUGAUGAGGAUGGGAGAGAGAAUGCUUUAGGCAGCAAGAAGUUUGUGAGAGAGUUAAGAGAAGGGUGCAGUGAGAGUGAAAUCUCUGUGUUACUCACUAGGAAAGUCCCUUCCCCAGAACUGGUACUUAGCAUCUGACAUUUGAACAUGUUGUAAUUCUAGGCAAAAAAACCUGAACUGAUCUUUCCCAAUGAGCUUUCCUCCCACUGUUUGUAAGCUGAAUGUGAGAUCUCUCCCACUCACAGCUCAUCUAGUUAUUACUAUGCCAGGUGGCAAGUAGUACAUACCCAGUGCACAUGUCUGCUGUUAAGAACUGCUUUCCCUACUGAAAGUAAAGAAAACCAGAGUGUGAAUUUGGCAAAGAGGAAUAAUGAUGCCCGUUAAAUAUGGUUCAGAUUAUACUUUUGUCUUCAUUAUCUCUAUUUAAAGCUAUUGUUAAAGAUGUACUUUCCCAGUGCUUAACACAAGGCUUCUGGAACUGUCCUAUUGCCACCUAUUAUUAUGUUUUUAAAGUUUACGCAGGCUAAGCAGGUUUGUGGUUGUUGGUUUUUCCCUUUUCAUGGAGGAAUUAUGGAGUUUUACCAGUUAACAUGGAAUGAAAAUCCACUUUUGUAUGCAGGUACAUUGCUCGCUUUCAAGUCAGCUGUGAAUAUUGAAUAUUUUCCGGUACUGCGAUUUUUGGAAAGUAGUGAUGAUAAAAAGUUGCUUUUUAUCAAAAGUGUCCUCAGUCAGAGGUGGCCUUCUGUCCUCAAGAAUGCUGAUUGUUUUUUCAAGGGGAAAGGCAAUUGAAGUCAAUGAAGUUCUACUUUUGCCCUCACAGUCAGCGUGUGUUCCAUGGUGACCUGGAGAAAGUCUAACCAGUGGUAUUUGCACUGCUUAAAGGGAAGUCACCAUUUUAUAUUAUAACCUUUUCCCCUCUUUUCACAUUUUCUGCGGACAAGUGAAUCCCUUUUAUCUAAUUUUGAACCCACUGGAAUAUGGAGGUUUGAAAGUUUGACUUAAAAAUCACUGAGUUCUGCUUAGGAAAAAAGGAACAGAGAAGAAAAUCCAAUGAUAAAAUGAAAGUGAAAAAUUGACGAGAGAGCAGAAUGAAAACCAAAGGCAGAGAGACUGACAUAAUGAAGAAAGAGGGGAAAGAAAAAAAAUUCUCAUAAAAAGUAGACAUAGUUUUAAUGCCAUAUAUAGGAACCUCAUUGUGCCAGACUAUAUUUUUGGAAAGUUCCUCUAUUCCUUAUAAAGAAAAGGAGUACUUGUGGCACCUUAGCGACUAACCAAUUUAUUUGAGCAUGAGCUUUCGUGAGCUACAGCUCGAUGAAGUGAGCUGUAGCUCACGAAAGCUCAUGCUCAAAUAAAUUGGUUAGUCUCUAAGGUGCCACAAGUACUCCUUCUUUUCUUUUUACCCUCCAUAAUGUUCACUAAUCCCUAUUUCUAGCUCAACCAUAAAAAUUUGUUCUGGACAGAAACUUGCUGAAAAGAAAUCCAGAGACAAUUAGAAGUUUUGCUUAUUCCCCCACAAGCUUUUGAGAGGAAAAUAAUGUUUUAGCAAUUUUAAGAUAGAAUUGUGAAGUUAAAAACCAUGUAUAUUUUUGUACGUAUUUUAGCAGUUUGUUUCUUUUGGAUUGCUCAAAAUAAAAUGUAUUAUUUCUUCCAGUAAAAAGGCCAAAUUCUGAUCUCGUUUAGGCCUUGAUUCAGGAAGGUAUGUAAACAUUUGCUUAGCUUUAAGUGAAGAGAUUUAAGCAGAUUCUGAAAAAAAAUAGUUCACAUUGAGCUUAGUUGUGGAACUGGACAGGUGUGUAUGAACUGGGGAUGGAAUGAGGCAUCUAAUUUCUUCCUUACUCGGUUCACCUAUCGCUAACGCUGCCGUAAAGAAGGAACUAAGCUCCCCUGCCCUGUGUAGCUUUAAGGGUCUAAGGUAAAAUAAGAUUACAAUACCAGGCAUGUUCAGAGUUCAUGCUGAAAUAAUGGGCCAUGGAAUAACAACUUGAUAAAAUUGAUCUAUUAUCAUUUAUUCACUCUCUAUACACCAGAAAUGAGAGCCUGGUUCUAGCUCUGGUCCCUUUAUACCAAGUAAAGGGCCAGUGUGUUGUAAAGGGGACCUAAAAGCCCUGGUUCUGUCUAGGAAGAAUUUAUCUGGUGCAGAAACUGAGGCAGACAGCCGUAAGGCUCCCCACGGGUGGCCCUCUUGUAAGUCCUGGCAUAGGGAGCAUGGUGGGGUGGGUUUGGGGGCAGGAGAGGUGUAUUGGGAGUACAGAUUGCAGACAUGGGAGGGUGCCAAAAGUUAGACAGGCCUCUAGGGCUAAAUUAUGUUUGGGGGGGCCCCUCCAGCCCUCAGAGCAGCUCAGGACCAGGAUGGUGCGAAGUUCACUUUAAGCCAUCUUAGCUUCACUUCCCCCUGGGUUGUGAAUUCUGUGCUGCUCCUCUUAGAAUCUCUCUCCAGGACACCAGUUUAGUAGUAGGUUCCAACUUCCAUACAUACCAGAGCACAAGCAAGUUGGGUUAAGGAUAGAGCUUCAGCUGAAUUUUCUUGCAUUUGUUGGUUUAAUCGGAGCCAUUGGCAUUAUUUUCUCACACGGUUUUCUUGAUGCUUUGUUUGUUUUCCUUCACUGGCUUAACCUAGAAAACACUUAGAUCAUUUUCAGUGACCCCAUUUUCUCUGCAAGCAGGACAGUGAACGCAGGCUUCAUGCCUUCUUUCUACCCAGAGCAGCCAGGGCUGAACUGAAUACUUUUUACUCCUGUUCAAACCUUUAAACCUGGGGCUGUAUUUACAGCUUUUGUCCACCUCUGGACAAACAGAAAGCACUUAGCUCUGGAAUAGAAAGCACUUGGCUCAGGGCUGCUGUUUCAGGUUUCUGUCAGUGCCCUCACUGUGGAUCCUGGGUGAAAAGUUUCCACUCCCAGUUUGUGGAAUGUUUCUUCCCCACCCCCAACCCCAAGUUGACAGUGCUUGCCUUGGGUGGAAACAAGCCUCUACAUCAUGCCUUAGCUUCCUUCAGUGUCCCAAGUCAAAAUGGUCCCAGCAGACAUUUGCUAUGAUUCCACAAAUCCUGGGAGUGGGAGGGAAAAUUCUUUUUUGCAAGUGCUCUGGAUUAGAACCCUAAAUGAUGAGAGCCUCACCACAAAACUCUAGAGCAAUGGGGUGGUUUGUUUUCCUUUUCAGAUCCACAAGAGAUUCAAUGUUUGGGCUUCAAUCAUGCAGUGAUGCUUUGUGUACAAAACCUGUACUUGUUUGUUGUAGUUUGCAAAUGUGGAUGGUUUUUUAUAAUAAAUGAUCUGUUCUCAAAUUAUUAAUUAAAAUAAAAAGCUGGUUUUGUUUGA